GUGUUCAGCUUUUGAAAAAGUAUAAGGCAGAGGGGAUCUCAAAAGGAUCUCUGACUUGCAGGAAGGAUGAAUGAGUUUGGAGAAUAGAGUGCCACAGAGCACAGGAAAAAGUCUAAGUGGUAAUUAACAUAGCAUGAAGCAUUUUAUUAAGAAAACAUGGAUUAAUAUUAGCUGGUGUACGGCUAGGCUGCCUCCUCUAUUUUGAACGAGUGAUUAAGAAUUCUGAGCACUUGCUGUCUCUUCAACACAACAGAUAACAACAGUCACACUGAGGCACUCAGGGGCUCAGCUCAUCAGAAGAACAAAACACAACCGCCUUCGUUCAUGCAGUCACUGCAAAUCAAAUCUCAAGUUUUGCUUCAUCACUGCAGAGAAAUGCAUUCUGAAUCAAAUAUUCAGCAACUUGGAUAAACAAUGACAAAAAUUACUGCAGCUGCAGCAAGAAAUCUUAGCUGUAAAUCUGUUGUGCUUGAGAUCCAUAACCUGGUUAGAAGCUGUGAAGUGUUUGAGAGUGAGCAUGCUGAGCAGUUGAUAAAACAGUGCUGCAUUCGCUGCUCUGUGGAAGAGUGUUGUAUGCAUGGCAUAGGAAGGAGUUUGGCAGAAGGCACUGAACACCACAGCUGAGAGACAGUGUGCCUGCUGAGAAGGCCUGGCUGCCGUGGAAACAGGAAGAAAGCAACCCAAAGGAGGCAAGUCUUCAAGAAAGGGGCGGGCAUCUGAGAAAUGGAGAGAGGGAGAGAGAGGGAGAGAAAGAAAGGUGGAGUAUAGUAAGAGAGAGAGAGAGAGAGAGAGAGAAUUGCAAGCCAGAGGAGGGACAGCGUAACACAGAGAAUCUGUGAGAGCGGUGAGAGAGAGAGAGAGGUUGUGGGUAUGAAGAAGAAAUGUGAAAUAGUGAGAAGGAAACACAGAGUCCAUUUCCACUUUAAAAAAAGGAGCUUUAAAUGGCACUGCCAGUCUCAGCCAGUUCCAAACCAGUGGAAAAGAAGCUGAGGAGCUAAAUUUGAGAAGAUCUCCAGGGCAGCAUGGAGAACCCCCGAGUGGAGAGGAGGAGCAGAGGAGAACACACACACUCAGACCUCCUGCAGGAGGAGCACCAGCAGGACUCCAAGCCUUCAACAUACUACCGAGACCACCACAGAUGCCCACAGGAGGAGCGCUAAAACACACAGGAAGCUGAAGUGGGUACAGCGCGUGGCCGAUGUUCCGGGCCGUGCGCUGGGCCGCGGGUUCGGGCCGUGGAGGUCGCGGGCUGCGGUGGCUCAGGGCAAGAGUGCGGCGCAGGAGUGCUGUUCUCUUCAUCCUGCUCUGGCUUGCCUCAUGGCUCUUUCUCAGCGGCCUGCUCUUCGUGCACACGACCAUGUUUUCCGACUUCUGCACGGAUGACAAGAGCAGGAGGAUUCUCCAAAGGCUGUGUGAGGAAUACCAGCAAGGUGUAUUAACAGGUGACCUAUGUGAAGACCUUUGCGUGGGCAGCCAUGUUGAAUACAAGCGCUGUCUCUACUAUGAGAAUGGAAAGAAGGUCAUGGCGGCCAGCUGGCGAGGCAUGCCAAUCGUCCUCAAGUCCAAGCUCGAGAAUUUCUCCUCCUAUGAGGCUUUGGCUCUGCUGGAGUAUCAGGACACAGCAGGUGAUGUAGGGGCUGAAGAAGAGCUUUCACCCCUGGAUGUGGUGUUUUAUGCAACUUUGCAGAUUAAGAACUUGUUGGGCCUGGAGGCUGGGAGUAACCUGACACUACCAAGGCUUUGGGGCCAGAAACUAAAAAAAAGGUCCCAAUCAUACUCGCGGGCUGAGCUGGCCUCGCUCUGGGCUCUGCUCCAACAGGAGGAAUACGCCUUUCUCCGUGUGAUGCAGGACCUGACGGACCAUGUGGCCAAGGUGCUGGGCUCCUGCGGCCAUUUUUACGCAGUGGAAUAUCUUGCUGCUGGCCACACAUGGGACCAGAAUAUCUUCUCGCUGGAGGAGUUCUCUCAGAGCCCAAAAAGUGGAGAAGGACGGACAAUGACUGAGAUAGACAUGGUACCUCGAGUUGCCCUGAGCUUCUUGGACAUGGUGGACCACUUUGAGAAUGACUUUUCUCAUCACUUGCACCUCUGUGAUAUCAAACCAGAGAACUUUGCCAUCAGGAAGGACUUGACGGUGGCAGCUAUAGAUGUGGACAUGGCCUUUUUUGAGCCCAAAAUGCAGGACAUUCUUGAACAAAACUGCACCAACGACAACGACUGCAAUUUCUUCGACUGCAUCUCUAAAUGUGACAAAAAGAGAAACAAGUGUGGAUCAAAACGCAAAAACAGCAACCUUCAGGUGAUCUGUGAGAAGAUCUUCCGCUCGUGGUUCUCUCCCACGCUGCUGGGGGAUAAAGCGGGGCGCCCCCUUCAGGUGGAGCUCCAGCAGGCGGUGCAGGAUUGUGCAGAGACAGAGGGAGGAGAGUAUGCAGAGCGUGCCCGGAACAUACGGCUGCACCUUCAGGGCCUCCUCACGCAACUGGUCCAGGAGGACUCGGCCAAUCAUCAGAGCCGAAAGCAAGCACACGCAAAACGCCGCAUCCAUACAGCACUCAAUUUCUGAGAGAUCACAUGAAAACGAUGCUUAGCAGUGAUAAAAUAUUCAGAUUCAGCUCAUCUCCAGUUUAUAGUUUAUUUUGUGUAGCUGGUUUACCAUUGGACUGUAGUCACACUGUGCAGUUUUAAAUGUAAUAGGAGUUAAACAACUAUGCUAUUAUCGUUUCAAUUUUGUUCAUUAAAGAUAAAAAAAAUAUUCUUACAAAAUACUGGAUGUACUGUAAAUAACAGUUUUGUAUAGAAAAACGUAUAUAUGUAAAUUUGCAAACAUCAAUAAAAUAAGCUCUCACCAUCUUCUUCUUGUGAGAAUUUGCAUCACAAACCAACAGCUGCCUUUUAUCUGUUUAUUAUUUAAUGGUUCCAUAUCAACACCUAGCUGAGAAACUCAAGGAUCAAACCAACAUUUGUUUCCCAUCACUUGAGCGCAAUGGAAGAAUUUGGUGGAUUCUUUCAUCUCAGCAUUCGUCUUUUAGCAACAAUUCCUUCCUCAAAGGAGAUCACGUUCCAGUCAGUCUCCAGCUGUCUGCUCAACAAGGGUCAGAAAGGACAGACUAAACACAACCACGGGUCAAGCAAAGAUGUAGAAGACAAGAUGUAUUACAGCACAGG
Messenger RNA from Pangasianodon hypophthalmus (striped catfish), 3165 nucleotides. It is a transcript of the gene dipk1c, whose product is annotated as divergent protein kinase domain 1C. The record is from RefSeq and is a predicted model, not a curated record. Lineage: Eukaryota; Metazoa; Chordata; Actinopteri; Siluriformes; Pangasiidae. The coding region runs from base 1199 to 2563 and encodes 454 amino acids. The transcript is spliced from 4 exons.